Harpegnathos saltator (Jerdon's jumping ant) is the source of this 1680-nucleotide messenger RNA. RefSeq names its product putative E3 ubiquitin-protein ligase UBR7. Gene Ontology annotation, molecular function: zinc ion binding; ubiquitin protein ligase activity. The coding region runs from base 327 to 1391 and encodes 354 amino acids. The transcript has 8 exons. Gene Ontology annotation, cellular component: cytoplasm. The record is from RefSeq and is a predicted model, not a curated record. Lineage: Eukaryota; Metazoa; Arthropoda; Insecta; Hymenoptera; Formicidae.
GGGCCAGUACAAACGCAUGCACACAAGCCGGUUUGAAUCGGUGUAGUUAGUAUUGCGCUACUUCGUGACGCGGUUUUGAUAUGCGUCGAUCGUGCGGACACUCGUAAAAUCGUGAAAUUUCCAACAAGACGCUCGGUUUCUCGCACAAAUGGGACGCGAUUUGACGCACAUGUGAUCUCGAGGGAGCCGUGAACAAAUUUUGUCGCUAUCAACGCCAACGCGUUCAACUUUGCGACCGAGCGUCGCUUCCUCAGAGACUCGUGUUUCACAUCGGGGAAUCACCGUCGCUUCUUCCUCCGUCAUUGACUGCGACAAAUUUUGGAAUCAUGUCCGACAAGUUGGCCGAAACCACAGAGGAUGACAAUUCCGUUACGAUGCUCGAUGUUCUCCAGGUCGAGAAUCAGCUCGAGGAAGACGCGUACGCAGUUUUGGGUGCCUCCGACGACCAAAACUGUACUUACAACAAGGGAUACAUGAGGCAGGCUCUGUACGCGUGCAAGACUUGCUCAAACAAGACUCGAGCUGCGGUCUGCUUGGCAUGUAGUUUUCAUUGCCACGAGGGACAUGAACUUGUGGAGUUGUAUACAAAACGGCACUUUAGAUGUGACUGUGGAAGCUCCAAAUUUGAGGGCAAACAGUGUAAUUUAGAGAAGCAAAAAUCUGCUACCAAUGGUGAAAACAAGUACAAUCAAAAUUUUGAUGGAGUUUAUUGUACCUGUGCGCGACCAUAUCCUGAUCCCGAGGGUGAUGAUGAUGAAAUGUUGCAGUGUAUAAUUUGUGAAGAUUGGUAUCAUUCAAAGCAUCUGGAGGUUGAUAGCGUGCCAGCUGAAGAUACAUACGACGAAGUAAUCUGUGCACGUUGUAUGAGAGAGCACAAUUUUCUCUGGAGAUAUGCAGCCAAGUAUGCAGUUUUAGGCAAGUCAGAUGCAAUAGCCGACAACAAAAUCGAAGAGGUAGAUGUGUGCGAGCUCCCGAAAGGAUGCCAGAUGCCGAAAGUCGGCCCUGUGAAUACCAAGGGAAGCUGUUUUUGGAAGCAGGGUUGGAGGACCUCGCUGUGCACUUGCGACGAAUGCAAAUCAGUGUAUAGUGCAAAAGAUGUUGCAUUUUUACUCGACCCGAAGGACAGUGUGCAAGCGUACGAGGAAGCAGGCAAAAUGAACAAGAAGGAAUCGCAGUACGAGAAAGGUAUGAAAGCUUUGGCGAGUUUGGAACACGUGCAACAGUUGACGGCAAUCGAAGAAUAUAACAAUAUGAAGGAACGACUCAUGCAAUAUCUACAAAAGUUUGCGCAAAACAAAAAGGUCGUGCGCGAAGAGGAUAUCAAGGAGUUCUUUUCAGGAAUGGAAUCGAGAAAGCGUCCGAGAGUAGUAGUGCCAACAUAUUGUCGCUGAAGCUUACGUUUCAAUAUCAUAUUAAUCAUCGCUAUCUAAUAAUUAUACAAAUAAGGAUAAGCACUUUUUAGUAUGUUUUUAUGGCAAGCCAUCAUACAUCUCGGUUCUUAACAUUUCUCUGUUUAACUUUUUAUCCGUAUGUCACUGCAUCACGCUUGCGGUAUUUUAACAAUUUAAUAAUAAUGAUACGUAAUUAAACGAAUAGAAAUACAAGAGAUAAAUAUAAUGAGAAUGUAAAUUUGCAAUUAUAGUACAUGUCAAGGACAUAAAUAAAAAUAUCCACAAUUUC